AUGCUCCUCAGAAGCUCUCUCGCUCGCAUUGCUGUCCAGCCGACGCUGGGCGCGGCCCCGGCUGGUGCGCGUAACAUGGCCACCCUCCGUGAAAUUGAGUUACGGCUCAAGUCCGUCAGAAACAUCGAGAAAAUCACCAAGUCAAUGAAAAUGAUUGCCUCGACGAAGCUUGCGAAGGCACAGAGGGCUAUGCAGGCUGGCAAGGAGUAUGGACUUGCUAAUUCAGAGGUUUUCAAGGUCGCGACCGACGACAAGUCUUCAGCACGAAGACUAUUCAUUGUUGUCUCCUCCGACAAGGGUCUCUGCGGUGGUAUCCAUUCUUCCGUCUCGAAAGCGACGCGCCGUGCUAUCAGCAAUGCCACCGACUCUCCUUUUGCUACUGCCGAAGGUUCCUCCGUUACCAUUGAGGGUGACUCCCCGGUCAUGGUUAUUGGCGACAAGUCGAAGAUGCAACUUAUUCGUGCUCUGCCUCAGAACCUCGUCCUGACCUUCAACCAAAUCGGUCGCGAUAUCCCCACCUUUGCCGAUGCCGCGGGUGUUGCAGAUCUCAUAAUCAAAAGUGGCGUGAAAUACGACUCCGUCGUUCUUGUUUACAACAAAUUCGUGUCUGCACUUUCGUACGAAGCCGCCAUUAUGGAAGUUAAGGGCGCCGAAGCCCUUAAAGAGAGUGAUGGAUUCAAGGCUUACGAGAUGGAAGACGACUUCACCGGUGACCUCGCUGAAUUCUCAUUAGCCAACGCCGUCUACGCCGCACUCACGGAAGGUCAUGCCUGCGAACAAAGUGCUCGUCGUAAUGCCAUGGACAGUGCCUCGAAGAACGCCUCAGAUAUGAUCGGCAGUCUUCAAAUGCAGUACAAUCGGGGACGACAAGCUGCUAUCACAAACGAACUUGUCGACAUUAUCACUGGUGCGAGUGCUCUUUGA
This is a messenger RNA of Pleurotus ostreatus (oyster mushroom), 924 nucleotides long. RefSeq names its product atp3 gamma subunit of the F1 sector of mitochondrial F1F0 ATP synthase (gene ATP3). Gene Ontology annotation, molecular function: proton-transporting ATP synthase activity, rotational mechanism. The record is from RefSeq and is a predicted model, not a curated record. Gene Ontology annotation, biological process: proton motive force-driven ATP synthesis. The transcript is spliced from 6 exons. NCBI's taxonomy places the organism in Eukaryota, Fungi, Basidiomycota, Agaricomycetes, Agaricales, Pleurotaceae. The coding region runs from base 1 to 924 and encodes 307 amino acids.